AUGACUCUCUUUGUUCGCCAUGGUGGCCAUGACGUGGAAGACAUGGACCACGGGAGUAUGGGCACUUCUGACGGCGUUCCCGGAUAUUUCUACAUGCAAAAGAUGUUUUGGGCCGUCGUGGGCUUUGUCAUUGGAUUCGCUGCCCUCCUCAACCUCCUAGAUCACAGCCUGUUUUGGCAACGACAGCGGACUCUCGAUGCGAAACCGAAAGGUUUUCUAUGGUCCUUCUAUGCCACUGUGACAGCACUCGGUCGUGAAAUCAGUGGAGCUUCCCUGCCGACUUACCAGCUCAAGUCACUGAAAUUUAGAUCUCCUCCUUUGGGCAAGACCAUUAUAGUUCUCUCCUAUCUCAUCACAGUCAUUGUAUUUUGCUUCGACAAGUACGAUACGGGUGACCAGCGGAGUUGGGAAGAUAUUGCUUACCGGUGCGGCUGCAUUGCACAAACCCAGUUGCCGAUAGUUUUCCUAUUGGCUGGAAAACAAAACUUGAUCGGGUUUCUGGUUGGCAUGAGCUAUGAACGUCUCAACUGGUUGCAUCGGUGGGUUGCUCGCGUUUUGUGGCUGACCGCCACCUUUCACCUAAUGUUCUGGUUCAGGAGUUGGGCCAGAUUCGACUCCAUCACAGUGAAGUUGUCCACCGAUCGAAUGUCCCAAACCGGCUUCGCUGCUUGGUGUAUUCUCACGGUUGUAGUGGGGACCUCGUUUGCAUCAUUGAGACGUCUGAAUUAUGAAAUAUUCGUUGUCACGCAUGUGGUGCUCUUUGUGAGCCUCGUUGGGGCUCUCAUGCUUCAUGUUGAUCAUGGCAAGGCGUAUCUUUGGGCCGGCGUUGCACUUUUCUUCUUGGACCGAGCGUUACGUUUUAUCAACAUCCUUCUCGCCAAUCUAUCAUUUCUCCACCGCCCAAAAAGAGGAAGGGAGCGAAUAUGGGCUAACAAAGCUGUCUUGACUCCUCUCCCGGGAAAUGUCACCCGGAUCACCAUCGACAAACCCGUAAUAAAAUGGAGAGCGGGCCAACACGUUUUCCUCUCCUGUCAUUCGGUGGUCCCGUUGCAGAGUCAUCCGUUCAGUAUUGCAUCUCUACAGUCCGAUGAGAAGUUGGAAUUUCUGGUUCAAGCUCGAAAAGGGGCAACUCGACGUUUUCACCGAUUUGCGUUAAAAGGUCUCGGCUUCUCCGAUCAGGAAAGUGUACGGCAAAAGCUUAUUGGAAUUGAAGGCCCCUAUGGCACGAUUAGGCCCUUACGUCAAUUCGACAGCGUGUGUUUCCUGGCAGGAAGCACCGGUGCGGCUUUCACCGUUCCCCUUAUGAGAGAUAUUGUGCAGAGGUGGAAGGCAAGUGUUACAGGUGCCUCGCCCAUCGUUACCAAGACAAUUCGCUUCGUGUGGGUCGUGAAAUCUCGAGAUCGGGUUGGGUGGUUCCAGAAUCAGCUGGAAACGGCAAUGUCAGAUAUGGAGAACAUUCGGCAAAUUGAUCGACAUUCGGACAAGGAACUGGACCUCAGCAUUUACAUUACCUGUGACGAAGAAUUAGAGGCCUCCAAUUCCGACAGCUCAUGCAGUCCUGCAGCACAUGGGAUUGCCGAGGUCACCACGACGCCACCUUCCACCGCAAGACUCGAGAAGAGCGAGAGACUGAUUGAACAAUCUGAUGCAAUGUUGGCCGAGUCGAAUGACGAGGGCAAAGAUGGCUGUGGCCCAGAUGGUAUAUGCUGCUGCAAGACUGCUGUCGAUGAGGAGGGCACAGUAAUUCGGAAUUGUUCUUGUCGGCCACUAACAGGCACUACCUUUUCUUCCUCAAUCGGUGAAAAGGACACGAAAACUCCAGGGCCCCAAUCGGAGGCGACAGCAACGCGCCUCAAAGUAUUUGCCGGUCGACCGAAACCCAAGAACGUCAUCCGCAAAGUACUGGAGGAGGCCGACGGUGAAAGCGCCGUGGUGGUUUGCGGUCCUCAAGGGCUUCAUGAUGAUGUGCGACGAAGUGUUGUGGCUCUUAGUGACGAACGAGCCGUGCACAAGGGGACUAAAGCUCAGGGCAUCUACUUACAUGUUGAGGGAUUCUGCUAUUAG
Molecule: messenger RNA, 2064 nt
Organism: Rhinocladiella mackenziei CBS 650.93
Lineage: Eukaryota; Fungi; Ascomycota; Eurotiomycetes; Chaetothyriales; Herpotrichiellaceae
Exons: 1
Coding region: 1-2064 (687 amino acids)
Biological process (GO): copper ion import; intracellular iron ion homeostasis; iron ion transport
Cellular component (GO): plasma membrane
Molecular function (GO): ferric-chelate reductase activity
Source: RefSeq, a predicted model, not a curated record